UCACAAAUAACGUUUACAUAAAUUAGACCGACUCCAAUUCCAAGCAAACCCUAAUAGAGGUUUCCCCUUCAAACUUCAAAAACCCUAGCUCCUAGUUUGAAAAAGCUAAUUCACAUUUUCUAUAUAACUGGACAUUGAUAAAGAUCUCUCAAUUUGAUCUGAUCCCAAAUAGGUAAGGCCUCAACUCUCACGACCAUCUAUCCCUGUUUAUCGCUCACUUCCGAUUCGGUUCAAUCUUUUUAACACUCCGCCUAGAUAUCUCAGAUAGAGAGAAGGACAAGAAAAAUCUUAAUUUUCUUGGAAAACAAUACUUAAUAGAGCAAGAAAGUUCAAGAAAAUAAAGGGUUUCUAUAUUUCUGGGGUUUUGGGUUGGAAGAGGUUUUUUGUGCCUCAUGGCUGAUCUUGAGAAGGCAAUACUCAUACUUUUUGAUGAAUCGGGCGCAGUUGAUUCGGAGUUGAAAUUAAAGGCAAAGGAAUAUUGUGAUAAAAUUAAGGAAGAACCAGCAAUCUGUAGACUUUGUAUAGAAAAGUUAUGCUUUUCUAACUUGGUUCAGAUACAGUUUUGGUGUUUACAGACCCUUCACGAUGUUAUUCGAGCUGGGUAUUCAGCGAUGAGUCCAGACGAGAGGUAUUUAAUUAGAAAAUCCGUGUUCUCUAUGGCCUGUUUCGAGGGAUUGGACGAUCACAAUGUUAGGAUAUUGGAGGGUCCUGCAUUUAUUAAGAACAAACUUGCUCAAGUUUUGGUGACUCUUAUAUAUUCGGAAUAUCCUUUGAUAUGGUGGUCUUUGUUUGUAGAAUUUUUGCCUCAUUUGAGCAAAGGGGCAGCAGUAAUAGAUAUGUUCUGUCGGGUUUUGAAUGCGUUGGAUGUUGAGUUAAUUAGCUUGGACUAUCCUCGAACGCCUGAAGAAAUUGCUGUUGGAGGGCGGGUGAAGGAUGAAAUGAGGCAGCAUUGUGUAUCUCAAGUAGUUAGAGCUUGGUAUGAUAUAAUAUCCUUGUAUAGAAAUUCGGAUGAAGAACUUUGUUCUAGCGUAUUAGAAUCCAUGAGGAGAUACGUUUCUUGGAUUGAUAUUGGCUUAAUUGUGAAUGAUGCUUUUAUCCCAUUGUUGUUUGAGUUGGUUUUGGUUGAUGGGCUAUCUGAACAACUUCGUGGUGCUGCAGCCGGUUGUUUGUUGGCAGUUGUUUCAAAGCGAAUGGAUCAUCAAACAAAAUUGUCUCUUUUGCAAAAUCUUCGUAUUAAUCGGGUUUUUGGGCUGGUAAACAAGGAUGGGGAUUCAGAGUUGAUUUCUAGCAUAACUACACUUCUUACAGGGUAUGCGGUGGAGGUUUUAGAGUGCUUUAAAAGGUUGAAUUCUGAGGAUGCUAAGAGUAUCUCCAUGGAGCUUCUGGAUGAGGUUUUGCCCUCUGUUUUUUAUGUUAUGCAGCAUUGCGAAUUGGAUUCCACAUUUAGUAUCGUUCAGUUUCUUUCUUGCUAUGUUGCCACAAUGAAGAGUCUUUCUCCUUUGAGAGAGAAACAGCUGCUUCAUGUGGGUCAGAUAUUGGAAGUAAUUCGUUCCCAGAUACUCUAUGAUCCUACCUACCGUGAUAGUCUUGAUAAAUUAGAUAAGCUUGGGAAAGAGGAAGAAGAUAGGAUGGUGGAGUUUAGAAAGGAUUUAUUUGUCCUGCUACGUACUGUGGGUCGUGUAGCGCCUAAUGUUACUCACUCAUUUAUCAGUAAUUCGUUAGCUAGCGCUGCUGAAUCUCCGCCAGAGAGAAAUGUAGAAGAGGUGGAGGCUGCACUUUCUCUUCUCUAUGCAUUUGGUGAAUCUGUAAGUGAUGAGGCUAUGAGAACUGGAAGUGGACUCUUGAGUGAGUUGGUGCCAAAGCUUUUAUCUACAACAUUUCCCUGCCACUCUAACAGGCUGGUGGCACUUGUGUAUUUGGAAACAAUAACAAGAUAUUUGAAGUUUGUUCAGGAAAAUGCAGAAUAUAUUCCCAUGGUAUUGAAUGCAUUUCUUGAUGAAAGGGGUAUGCACCACCCAAGUAUCAACGUGAGCCGUAGGGCUAGUUAUCUGUUCAUGAGGGUUGUGAAAUUGCUGAAAGUGAAACUCGUUCCGUACAUAGAGAAAAUUUUGCAGAGCUUACAAGACACGGUUGCUCGCUUUACUUCUUUGAAUUGCGCAUCAAAAGAGCUUUUGGGAUCUGAAGAUGGCAGUCACAUUUUUGAGGCGAUUGGUUUGCUAAUUGGGAUGGAAGAUGUGCCGCCCGCAAAACAAUCAGAUUAUCUUUCUUCUUUGCUCACCCCUCUUUGCCAUCAGGUAGAGGCAUUGCUUAUGAAUGCCAAAGUACUGACUCCAGAAGAGACACCUGUAAAAGUUGCAAACAUACAGCAGAUAAUUAUUGCAAUUAACUCUCUCAGCAAGGGUUUCAGUGAGCGUCUUGUAACUACCAGCCGUCCAGCAAUUGGCAUCAUGUUUAAGCAGACAUUGGAUGUUCUCCUCCAAGUGCUUAUUGUGUUUCCAAAGAUAGACCCCUUGCGAAGCAAGGUGACAUCAUUUUUACACCGCAUGGUGGAAACAUUGGGAGCCUCUGUUUUUCCAUUCCUUCCAAAGGCAUUGGAGCAAUUACUGGCAGAAAGUGAGCCAAAGGAGAUGGUUGGCUUGCUUGUGUUACUGAACCAACUUAUAUGCAAAUUCAACACAUUAGUCCAUAACAUCUUGGAUGAAGUAUUUUCUGCUAUUGUUGGUAGGACAUUGAGUGUUAUUCCAAGAGAUGUAUUUCCAUCAGGACCUGGAACCAAUACCGAGGAAAUUCGUGAAUUGCAAGAACUUCAGCGGACUUUCUAUACUUUUCUUCAUGUGAUAGCCACACACGACCUUUCUUCUGUUUUCCUAUCUCCCAAAAGCAGGGAGUACUUGCAUCCUAUAAUGCAGUUGCUAUUGUUCACAGCUUGUAAGCAUAAGGAUAUCACUGUUAGAAAGGCAUGUGUUCAGAUAUUUAUUAGAUUGAUCAAAGAUUGGUGCGGCAGGCCUCAAACAGAAGAAAUGUUACCUGGUUUCCAAAGUUUCAUAAUUGAGAACUUUGCAACACAUUGUUGUUUGUAUAGCGUGCUUGAAAAGUCCUUUGAAUUUCGUGAUGCAAAUACUAUUGCUUUGUUCGGAGAAAUUGUAUUAGCUCAGAAGGUCAUGUACGAGAAGUUUGGGGAUGAUUUUCUAGUUCACAUUGUUUCAAAAGGCCUUCCAGCGGCGCAUUGCCCACAGGAUAUGGCAGAGCAGUAUUGCCAGAAUUUGCAGGGUUCUGAUAUAAAGGCAUUGAAGUCAUUUUACCAGUCCCUCGUUGAAAAUUUGAGGGUUCAUCAGAAUGGCAGCCUUGUUUUCAGAUAGCAUCAUAAAGGUGCCAGUGGAAAUUACUUGUUCUCAGAUAACUUCUCUUUUGUCCUGAAUCAUGGCAAUGCGUUUUUGUUUGCCAAAGGGUUUUUGUGUGUACAUAUCUUUCUUUCGGCUGUCUUUUGAUGAGUUGUAAAUUUGAGGAGGAAAUUUUGCCUGUGAAAAUUUUGCUAUACAUCCAUCACCCAGAUUGGAGCUGCUUGGUCUGUAUUCAAGCCUCGUGGAUUUUGUCAAUAUUAUUGUUUAUUUUCCCCUCUAUUUUUGAAGGUUGUACGCAUUAUCUUUUAAUUUUAUUUAUUUUUUAAAUUUUAUUGUUGGGAUUUAUAGAAUUCCUGUGAAUUAGUUCAGCUACAAUUUUUAAGCUUCACCGUUUGAAGCUUCUGUAGUCUAUUAAUUUUAAUUAUUUGACCCCUGUGAAAAUAAAAACUAGGCAACCUCUACUUUUCUUCAUAAUUGUCAUCAUUGAUUCUUUUUU
This is a messenger RNA of Humulus lupulus (European hop), 3837 nucleotides long. RefSeq names its product exportin-T. The record is from RefSeq and is a predicted model, not a curated record. Gene Ontology annotation, biological process: tRNA re-export from nucleus. The transcript is spliced from 15 exons. Bases 393 to 3359 code for a protein of 988 amino acids. Gene Ontology annotation, molecular function: small GTPase binding; tRNA binding. Gene Ontology annotation, cellular component: nuclear pore; cytoplasm; nuclear matrix. NCBI's taxonomy places the organism in Eukaryota, Viridiplantae, Streptophyta, Magnoliopsida, Rosales, Cannabaceae.